Suricata suricatta (meerkat) is the source of this 2744-nucleotide messenger RNA. RefSeq names its product apurinic/apyrimidinic endodeoxyribonuclease 2 (gene APEX2). The transcript is spliced from 6 exons. The record is from RefSeq and is a predicted model, not a curated record. NCBI's taxonomy places the organism in Eukaryota, Metazoa, Chordata, Mammalia, Carnivora, Herpestidae. Bases 111 to 1652 code for a protein of 513 amino acids. Gene Ontology annotation, cellular component: nucleus. Gene Ontology annotation, biological process: base-excision repair. Gene Ontology annotation, molecular function: zinc ion binding; double-stranded DNA 3'-5' DNA exonuclease activity; phosphoric diester hydrolase activity.
AGUAGAACGCAGGCGCCAUUAUGCACGGAAGUCUGAACCUGACCGAUUUGUGGUUGUCCAGUCGAUCUGUGCCCUAGGUUGGGCACGGACUGUGAAGUGUUACAGUGAAGAUGUUGCGCGUGGUGAGCUGGAACGUCAAUGGGAUCCGAAGCCCCCUGCAAGGGAUGGUAUACGAGGAGCCCAGCAACUGUGCCGCCAUGGUCGUGGGGCGCAUUUUGGACAAGCUGGAUGCCGACAUCAUUUGUUUCCAGGAGACUAAAGUGACCAGAGAUGUGCUGACAGAGCCCCUGGCUAUCACUGAGGGCUAUAACUCCUAUUUCAGCUUCAGCCGCAGCCGCAGUGGUUAUUCUGGUGUAGCCACCUUCUGUAAGGACAGUGCUACCCCCAUGGCUGCUGAAGAAGGCCUCAGUGGCCUACUUGCCACUCAGAAGGGGGAUGUGGGUUGCUAUGGAAACAUGGAUGAAUUCACCCAGGAAGAGCUUCGGGCCCUGGAUAGUGAGGGCCGGGCCCUCCUCACACAGCACAAAAUCUGCACAUGGGAAGGGAAAGAGAAGACCUUGACCCUAAUCAACGUGUACUGCCCCCAUGCGGACCCUGGGAAACCUGAGCGGCUGACGUUUAAGAUGCGCUUCUAUCGUUUGCUGCAGAUCCGAGCAGAAGCCCUCCUGGCAGCUGGCAGCCAUGUGAUCAUUCUGGGUGACCUGAAUACAGCCCACCACCCCAUUGACCACUGGGAUGCAGUCAGCCUGGAAUGUUUUGAAGAGGACCCAGGGCGCAAGUGGAUGGAUGGCUUGCUCAGUAGCCUGGGAUACCAGACUGGGUCCCCUGGAGGGCCCUUCAUUGAUAGCUACCGCUACUUCCAGCCAAAGCAGGAGGGGGCAUUCACCUGCUGGUCAGCAGUCAGUGGUGCCCGUCAUCUGAAUUAUGGCUCCCGGCUUGACUAUGUGCUGGGGGAUCAGACCCUGGUAAUAGACACUUUCCAGGACUCCUUCCUACUGCCUGAGGUGAUGGGCUCUGACCAUUGCCCUGUGGGUGCAGUCUUGAGUGUGUCCUCUGUGCCAGCAAAAGAGUGCCCUCCUCUGUGUACCCGCUUUCUCCCCGAGUUUGCAGGCACCCAGCUCAAGAUCCUUCGCUUUCUAGUUAAUCUCAAAGAUCCUGUGUUCAAGCAAUCAGCACUGAAACUCAAUAAAACCCAGGUACAGAUGUACCAAAACAAAGUCCGUGUGCGCUCAACCAGGCCUCGGCCAAGUCAAGCUGGCUCCAACAGAGGCCAGAAACACCUGACAAGCUACUUUCAGCCAUCUUCCAGCCAUCCCCAAGCAUCUCCUAACUUGGAACUUCCUAUUGUGGGUGCCCUCAUGACCCCAAAGACUCCAGAAAAGGAGGUGAUGGCCAAAAUGGUAGAGGGGCAGGCCAGUGCUUCAGAAGUCAAGGAUGAGAAGGAGAUACGGACCUCUUUUUGGAAGUCUGUGCUGGGGGGACCUUUGCCCAUGCCCCUCUGUGGGGGCCAUAGGGAGCCAUGUGUGAAGCGAACUGUGAAGAAGCCAGGACCCAACCUGGGCCGCCACUUUUAUAUGUGUGCCAGGCCCCAGGGUCCUCCCACUGACCCUUCCUCCCGCUGCAAUUUCUUUCUCUGGAGCAGGCCCAGCUGAAUCAACUCAGGCCUAGAGACAUCUAUCAUGGUCAACCCUGUAUGUAAUCAGGCCAGCUCCCUGCUAGAUUGCCUCUUGCUCCCCGAAGGCCUCCUCCUCUUCUGCUUUCCUCAAGGAUUCUUUCUUAUUUCUCUUUCUCUUCCUUCUUUAUGGCCUCUUUUCUUCCUGCCUAGCUCCUCCUCAUUGGUAAGUUACUUGUUUGUGCCAUAUUGCUGUGACCCAGUUCCUCACUGUGCUUCCCACUUUCCUGUCAGAAGUACAUAGGAACCAAUUACCCCAGAAAGUUGAUUUUAAACACCUUUCUUUCUUGCUGACAAAUAUGUUUGUGCCUAAAUAAAGUCUGUUUUUAUUUUAGAAUACCAUGUCCUGUACACAAUUUGGAUAUGCUCCAUGAAGUUGAGUCAGAGACAUCUCAACACUUGGUUUGCCAGCUGAUGAUAACUCCUAGGGAGAGGGGAGGAAGGAAGAAUGGUACUCACCAUAGAGAUGCUCUGUUGUAGGGGUUCCUUGCACUGCUGAGGUUGGAUCAGUAAGGGAGGUAGGUGUGGUGUGUUAGAAAGCUCAGGUGGAUCAUGCAGCCUUAAUUGGUGCUUCCUACAGCUGCCUCAAGUGGAUUAUAGGGUGGAAAGAAAUGACCCUAAAGUUGCCAAGCAGGGCACAAAGGUCAGGAGAGAUUGCCUCAUGGCAAGUAGAAUCAUUAGUUCACCCAAGUUUGCCAUGCAAAUGUAUUCUUUGUGCUAUGGCUUGGAAAGAUUGGGAGUGUUGCCUUGAAAAAGUUGCUUACUAUAGCCAAAUCUCUUUCCUACCUUGGAAAAUAGAGCUGGUAAGUCCUGUUCUAUAAGGUCCUGUGGAAAAGAAAGAGGACAUCUAUUCUUUCUGCUGGAUAAUACCUCCAAAGUUUUUGGGAACUAUUCCUCUUUUCCAGAUAUUUCAGUUAGGGCUGAUUCUAUCCCCUGACUUCAGGGACUACGUGGGUUUACUGUGUCUAGGUCUUCCAGUAAAGAGUCAGUCCCUAGAUUUUCCUCAUGGCUCUGCCACUCGCCUGAAGGAAUCAGAUAGGCAGUUUUCUGUCUAAUAAAGGGCUAAAAAUGC